UUAAUAUGAUAAACAGCACGGAAUUCCCGACGCCGUCGGUCAGCUUUUUAAUGACCUUAAACGGAACACAGUACUAUUUGUCCUUCAGUGGUAGAAAAGUUGUAGCGAGGGCUUUAAAGAAUGGUGACGAUCAGGUGCAAGACAGAGAGCGUUUCGUCCACUUGAUCCAUGGAAGCUACUCGAUGUUCGAAAACAAGCAACACAGGGAUCGGUUUCUGGGAGGCCUCAAAGACGGAUCCUUGGGUGUCAUUGACGUUAACGAUAAACGCUUCCCAGAUCCACGAGUCUUGUUUCUGUUGCACUCACAGCCGCCCAAGCCCAAAGAAGGUUCAACUUAAGGCAGCUAUAUCACGGUAUCUGCUUAGGCACAUUUUUGUACUUAACUAGCAAACUAACAGUGCAAGUUACGGCAUUAAGAAGGAAUCCACCACAAGUUCGAGUAACAAGAGGACAAAAACUUUGUACCGAGGUUAUUUACGUUUGAUUGCUAACUUCUGUGUUUUAAAUGUUUUAAGUAUCUUUUCAAAAAAUCAUUUUUAACAACACUAAAUGUCGAAAACAAAUGUUGAAGUUCAUAUGAAAGAAUUGAAAGUGCUGAUGAAAUGAAACCGAUGAUGGAAUUUUACAUGUGAUUACACAAUUUCACUGAACUUCGAAAUUGAUUUUUCGAGUUCCCAUGGGAAAUUGUUUUUGGUGUUAUUUCAAGCAACUAUUUUUAUCUUACGUUUUUAGAAAAUCCGAUAAAGGACUGUAAUAUAUUUAUUGCGCGUUUCAAUAACAUGCGGACUCUA
Molecule: messenger RNA, 791 nt
Organism: Orbicella faveolata
Lineage: Eukaryota; Metazoa; Cnidaria; Anthozoa; Scleractinia; Merulinidae
Source: RefSeq, a predicted model, not a curated record